AUGUCCGGUAACACUCAUACAACUCAAAGUGAUGCACAAGCACAAAACAUCACUCGACCUGGUACUCGUAACCUUAGCGACAGUAGUUCUGGUGGAUCAGUCUCUGUUGGCAAUUCCAGCAGUGGCAUCGGUUCUGCGUCAAGCUUAGUUACUGUUAAUAUGAUUCGCCCGGAUCUAGCAUUACAAGCUCUAAACAGAGCUGAAAGCAUCUUAACUUUGAGGCAUGCGUUUUCCAGACUGGAAAAUAUUUGGGGUGUACCUGCUGGACCUAAAGCAACUAAAGUGUUGGCAAAGAGAAUCAGAAGGCUUCUAAAGUCGUUCAUUGAUUCAAAUGAUAUCGAUGAAGCGACAGAGGCGUUGCUGGAACUGGAUGCUCCACAUUUUCAUCAUGAACUAGUUUUCCAGGCUAUUGUAAUGGCUAUUGAAAUAAGUACUCAACUUGCUCGUGAACGUGUCAUUUCUUUGUUAAGUGAACUGUGUUCUUCAGUAUAA
Trichobilharzia regenti is the source of this 492-nucleotide messenger RNA. The record is from the annotation of a GenBank genome assembly. Lineage: Eukaryota; Metazoa; Platyhelminthes; Trematoda; Strigeidida; Schistosomatidae.